Molecule: messenger RNA, 1497 nt
Organism: Lolium rigidum
Lineage: Eukaryota; Viridiplantae; Streptophyta; Magnoliopsida; Poales; Poaceae
Product: probable aspartyl protease At4g16563
Exons: 1
Coding region: 1-1497 (498 amino acids)
Biological process (GO): proteolysis
Molecular function (GO): aspartic-type endopeptidase activity
Source: RefSeq, a predicted model, not a curated record
AUGCCGAUGCCGUCGCCACUCCCCUGCUUGCUCCUCCUCCUCCUCCUCCUGCCCCUCCUCUCCACCGCAGCACCGACCACCACCAAGAUCCCGCUCUACCGCCACCUCCCGGCCGCCGCCACGGCCGCGCACCACCACCCGCUCUCCCGCCUCGCGCAGGCCUCCCUCGCGCGCGCCACCCACCUCCGAUCCGGCCACCACCACCCGCAACCCUCGGGCUCCCCCGUGCGCACCGCGCUCUACCCGCACUCCUACGGCGGCUACGCCUUCUCCCUCUCCCUCGGCACGCCGCCGCAGCCGCUCCCAGUCCUGCUCGACACCGGCAGCCACCUCACCUGGCUCCCCUGCACCUCCUCCUACAAGUGCCUCAACUGCUCCUCCGCCGCCUCCCCCGUCUUCCACCCCAAGAACUCCUCCACCGCCCGCCUCGUCACCUGCCGCAGCCCCGCCUGCCUCUGGAUCCACUCCAAGCCCCACCUCUCCACCUGCUCCGCCUCCCCCGCCCCGCCCUGCAGGCCCGGCGCCGCCACCUGCAACGCCACCGCCAGCACCGUCUGCCCGCCCUACCUCGUCGUCUACGGCUCCGGCUCCACCUCGGGCCUCCUCCUCUCCGACACCCUGCGCUCCGCGACCACCGGCCGCGCCGCCAAGCGGGGCUUCGCCGUCGGCUGCAGCCUCGCGUCCGUGCACCAGCCGCCCACCGGCCUCGCCGGCUUCGGCCGCGGCGCGCCCUCCGUGCCCGCGCAGCUCGGGCUCACCACCUUCUCCUACUGCCUCCUCUCCCGCCGCUUCGACGACGACGACGCCGUCAGCGGCGAGCUCGUCCUCGGCGCCUCCUCCACCGCAUCCGGCAAGAUACCGACGCAGUACGUGCCGCUGCUGAAAAGCCCGGCCGCGCGGCCGCCCUACUCCGUGUACUACUACCUGUCCCUGACCGCCGUCGCGGUGGCCGGGAAGCCCGUGCGCCUCCCCCCGCGAGCAUUCGCCCCCGGCACCACCAACGGCGGCGGCGGCGGCGCCAUCAUCGACUCCGGCACGACCUUCACGUACCUGGACCCGACGGUGUUCAAGCCGGUAUCGGCGGCGAUGGUGGCCGCGGUCGGCGGCAGGUACAACCGCUCCAAGCUCGUGGAGGACGCCCUCGGCCUGCGGCCCUGCUUCGCGCUGCCCGCGGGGCCGGGCGCCAAGACCAUGGACCUCCCCGAGCUGUCGCUCCGCUUCAGGGGCGGCGCCGAGAUGCGGCUCCCCAUCGAGAACUACUUCGUGGCAGCCGGACCGGCGCCCACCGCCGGUGGCGGCGUCGGCGGCGCGCCCGAGGCCAUCUGCCUCGCCGUGGUGUCCGACGUCCCGGGCGCAGCAGACGGAGGUGCCCCUGCUGCGGGCGGGCCGGCCAUCAUCCUCGGGAGCUUCCAGCAGCAGAACUACCACGUGGAGUACGACCUCGGCAAGGAGCGGCUCGGGUUCCGGCCACAGCCGUGCUCGCCGGCGUCGUCCUAG